Messenger RNA from Cajanus cajan (pigeon pea), 1614 nucleotides. Its product is annotated as calcineurin B-like protein 3. Gene Ontology annotation, molecular function: kinase binding; calcium ion binding. Gene Ontology annotation, biological process: calcium-mediated signaling. The record is from RefSeq and is a predicted model, not a curated record. NCBI's taxonomy places the organism in Eukaryota, Viridiplantae, Streptophyta, Magnoliopsida, Fabales, Fabaceae.
UUCAACUUGCGUUUGUUUAUCAUUUAAUUAAUCUAUGUAGAUCUAAUUACAAAUCUUGAUUUUUGUUUUUGAUGUGUAUUAAUCAAUGGAUAUAUAUAUAGAUGUGGUUAUCGUUUCUGGAUUCAAAAUCUGUAAUGGGGUUUCAUCAAUUCAUGCCCAUGCCCUUUGUCACAUUGUUGCUUUGUUUUUGCCUUGAUUGUUGCAUAAUGAGCUAAAAAUCUCAUAUUCUUGCGAAAGGGUGUGCGACUGUCUCUGAAUUUUGUGUUUUACAGUUGAAACUAUGAUUUUUGAUUACCUGGAUUUGGAAGCAAUCACCUAGCUAAUAUGUUUUGUUAUAUUGAAUUGGAUUGCCUCUUACUCGUUUUUGUAACUAGUUUGAUUGGGAGAUUGGUUCAUUGGAUUUCUCCCCAACAUUAUGUUCAUGUUUUUAAGUUUUGAGGGUGUAGAAUAUUUGGAAUGGGGUGAAUCUGUUUUGUUGGGUCUGCUAUAGAAUCAUACUUAAUCGCUAACUUUUGUUGUGGUGGCACCUAUCACUGUUAAACACUUUUUUUCUGUAAAGGAUGGAAAUACUAUCCUUCCGCUCACUGCGUGGAAAUUUUCGGUGGAAGAUGGAUGGCUGGGUCUAGUUAGAUCUGGUAUGGAGUGUUUUGACAUUUGGAAGAGAUCAUGGUGCAGUGCCUAGACGGAUUAAAGCAUCUGUGUGCUACUUUGAUAAAUUGUUGUGAUGCCGAUUCGUCAAAGCAACUAAGUGGUUUACAAAAUCCAGAAGUUCUUGCAAGAGAGACAGUGUUUAGUGUAAGUGAGAUUGAAGCAUUGUAUGAAUUGUUCAAGAAGAUCAGCAGUGCAGUGAUUGACGAUGGACUAAUUAAUAAGGAAGAAUUUCAGUUGGCAUUAUUCAAGACAAACAAGAAAGAGAGCUUAUUUGCAGAUAGGGUGUUUGACUUGUUUGAUACAAAGCACAAUGGGAUACUUGAUUUUGAAGAGUUUGCGCGUGCUCUCUCUGUUUUUCACCCCAAUGCACCAAUUGAUGAUAAGAUUGAGUUUUCAUUCCAAUUAUAUGAUCUCAAACAACAAGGUUUUAUUGAAAGACAGGAGGUAAAACAAAUGGUAGUUGCCACCCUAGCUGAAUCUGGCAUGAACCUUUCGGAUGAUGUCAUCGAAUGUAUAAUCGACAAGACAUUUGAGGAAGCUGAUACUAAACACGAUGGUAAGAUUGACAAGGAAGAAUGGCGAAAUCUUGUCUUGCGGCAUCCAUCCCUUCUAAAAAAUAUGACUCUUCAAUAUCUCAAAGAUAUCACCACUACAUUUCCCAGUUUUGUUUUUCACUCACAAGUUGAUGAUACUUGAGGCAACUACAUCAUCCAUGUUAAUUUCAGCGUUCUUGACUUGGAAUAAUCUUCAAUAUGGUUUGUGAGUUAUGGGGCUCUGUGUGAACGAUUCACCGAGGGAGAGUGGAUAUGGACUUUGUUUAUAUUUUCAUUAUGAGUAGAACUUCGUGUUUCCGUUUUUGGAUGGAUGAGAUUUGUAAAUUGAACAAAUGAAUGUGAUUAUUUAUUUAAUUCAUUUGAGAAUAAAAGGAUAAAAAUAAUAGAAUAUUCAUGUGUUUCAGCAUUA